Messenger RNA from Aspergillus mulundensis, 1110 nucleotides. RefSeq names its product glutathione-independent formaldehyde dehydrogenase. The transcript has 2 exons. Lineage: Eukaryota; Fungi; Ascomycota; Eurotiomycetes; Eurotiales; Aspergillaceae. The record is from RefSeq and is a predicted model, not a curated record. Gene Ontology annotation, molecular function: oxidoreductase activity; zinc ion binding. Bases 1 to 1110 code for a protein of 369 amino acids.
AUGCGCGCAGUCGCCUGGUUCGGCCAACCCUACAACGUCUCGGUCAUCGACAUGCCCGUCCCAACAAUCAUCAACCAGACCGACGCCAUCGUGCGUAUAACCAGCUCCGCCAUCUGCGGCUCCGACCUGCACUUCUACCACGGCUACACCGGCGCCGACAAUAUCCCCUGGGCCCUUGGCCACGAAGCAGUUGGAUACGUCGAGGAGGUUGGCAGCGCGGUCUCCUCGCUCCAGGUCGGCGAGUAUGUGAUCAUCCCUGACAAUGCGCACUCGGGACAUUACGGUCAACAGCACCCUAUCUCAUUUGGGUCGGGGUCUGAGAACUAUGGAGGGCUGCAAGCCGAGUACGCCCGCGUCCCCUUCGCCGACAUGUCCCUCAUCCCCAUCCCCUUCAACAACCAAACCGACAACACCACCAAGGAACUCGACUACCUCAUGAUCUCCGACGUCUUCACAACAGGCUGGCAGAGCCUCAGCGACAGCGGCUUCGAGCCCGGCGACACCGUCGCCGUCUUCGGCGCCGGCCCCGUCGGCCUCCUCGCAGCCUAUUCCGCGCUCCUCCGCGGCGCGUCCCGCGUCUACUCGGUCGACCACGUCGCGGACCGCCUGGCGCUCGCCGAAUCCAUCGGCGCUAUCCCCAUCGCCUUCAACGAAACUCACCCCGACCCGGUCUCCACUAUCCAAGCCCACGAGCCCAACGGUGUAACACGCGCCCUGGACUGCGUGGGCUUCGAAGCUGUUAAUGCCACGGGCUCCAGGGAAGACGGGCUCGUCCCGCGGAAUUUGAUCUCUGUGGCGGCGCAGCAGGGCGGGAUCGCGAUCACGGGUGUCUAUGCGGGCGGGCAGAAUAGCAGCGUUGGCGCUCCGAAUGCGGGGACGUUGCCGGCUGAAGUGCCCGUCUCUGUCUUUGAGAUCUGGGCGAAGGCGUUGAGUGUUGGGAGUGGGAUUGUGCUGCCGCUGGUGCAUGCGCAUGGGCUUGUGGAUCUUGUGGCGAGGGAUCGUGCGAGUCCGAGUUUUGUCGUUAGUGCUGUUAUUGGGAUUGAGGAGGCGCCCGAGUUUUAUCGGCGGUAUAGUGAGCAUUUGGAGCAUAAGGUUGUGAUUCGGUUUUAG